AUGGGCGAAGAAGUUAUACUAAAAGAUAGGAUUAGCAACUUACCAGACUCAUUGCUUUAUCAUAUUUUGUCUUUUCUUUCAACCAAAGAAGCUUCUGCCAUAAGCCUCUUGUCCAAGAGAUGGAACUCAGUUUGGCUCUCACAACCCACUCUUGACUUUGACGAUGAAAGCUUUUCUACUCUUCUUUCAUUCGUCCAAUUUGUGGACUCAGGUUUAAAGUUGCGCGGGGGAAGAGUGGGUAAUAUUUCUUCAGUUGAUUUGCCUUCCCUUAAAGCCUUGCAUUUGGAGAAC
This is a messenger RNA of Neltuma alba, 291 nucleotides long. Its product is annotated as F-box/LRR-repeat protein At3g58900-like. The annotation marks the transcript as partial. The record is from RefSeq and is a predicted model, not a curated record. The transcript is spliced from 3 exons. Lineage: Eukaryota; Viridiplantae; Streptophyta; Magnoliopsida; Fabales; Fabaceae. Gene Ontology annotation, molecular function: protein binding.